AUGUCCUCGCAGUCAGCCAUACAUGCCUACAUGGAGAGACAUCGCAUCCAGUCUCUGUUUGAGGAGCUGAUGAACAAGAUUCUGCGAGACAUGCCAGAAGAACCCCUGGUGUAUUUGUUAAGAGCUAUUUACAAGAAGGCAGGAAUGGAGAUUCCUCAGGGAAUCCGUUAUGGCGGGCUUCGUAAAAGUACCUCAGAGUUGUACAAGAGCACCAGCCCUGAGAGAAGGUCAAGGUCAGCUUGUACCAAAAAGCAUGACCAACUAGGCCAGUUGCCCGUUUCCCCUCAACGCUAUAAAAAAGAAAAGGGCAUCAGUAAACAAAAGCCGUACUGGAACACAGAUACUAAGACAAAGUCAUCCUUCGAUGAACUCUGGGAAGAGUCUGGAGCAGUCAGGAAGGAGAAGUCUUCAGUUGUGAGAAAAUCCAACAGCAGGCAGCCUGUAACAUCCAACAGUGCCUGGGCUUCCGUGGGAUUGGGGGAGGAUGGGGAAGAAUAUACGAGUCCCGCAUACUCAGGCAAGGGAAAUAACCAGGGAUCAAUGAAGCUAUCGGAAGCAGAGUUGUUGGCCUUGGAAAGUGUGGCCCGGUCACAACGAUCAGAACCAGAACCGGAACUUUCUUCAGCACCAGCAGCCUCUGCCAAGCGCUUCAGUAAAAGUCGCAAAAUGGAGUCUGUGAAACACAAACUGGAGCUGGGCCAGCUGCUGUCUGCUUCUGAACAUAAAUUAACAGACUCCGGAAUUGGGCUUGAUCUGCUGAAAGAUGAUGAUGAUAAUGCUGAUGCGUUGGAGCUUCUGGAAAAUGCAGACGACCUGAAGCGAGAAGGUGUCAAACAUCUCCCAGAGACUGGAUUCAAGCUCAGCCGGAUUCUUCGCUUCAGGGGAAAUGAGCCGCCUGUAAAGUUGUAUUUGGAUGAGGACGAGGAGAUUGAGAGUGUAUCUCAAGUCACAGGACCAAGACAACCCGUAUGGAAUGUUCCAGAUACAGAGAAUCUCCCAGGUGAUGCCAUCCCACUGCAUCCAUCAUACUCAUCCAUCAGACCACAGAGAUCUAACAUCCAGCACAAAGGCUUCAUGGAAAAAAGCCCAACAAAUUUUGUGGAGCAGUCGGUGGACAGUGCUGAUACGCUGGCAGCCAGUGCAAGAACGUGGACACUUGGAGAGAAAGUCACUACUUUCAGU
Messenger RNA from Candidula unifasciata, 1182 nucleotides. The record is from the annotation of a GenBank genome assembly. Lineage: Eukaryota; Metazoa; Mollusca; Gastropoda; Stylommatophora; Geomitridae.